Molecule: messenger RNA, 1628 nt
Organism: Mercurialis annua (annual mercury)
Lineage: Eukaryota; Viridiplantae; Streptophyta; Magnoliopsida; Malpighiales; Euphorbiaceae
Product: transcription factor HHO5
Exons: 5
Coding region: 233-1309 (358 amino acids)
Biological process (GO): regulation of DNA-templated transcription
Molecular function (GO): DNA-binding transcription factor activity; DNA binding
Source: RefSeq, a predicted model, not a curated record
CAACUCACUGAGUCACCGAGUCAACUCAAAAUACGCGACGACCCGAGUUUUUCUUUUGUUUUUUCAUAACUAGUAAACGAAUCUUCGCGUCUCUGAAUCUGAACAUAUUUUAUUUUAUUUUAUGUUAUCCCUCUCUCUCUAUAAAUAUUUAAACAAAAUUAGCUGUUUUUUUCUCUGUUUAUAUAAGAUAUGAUAAAUUAUUACUGAAGAAAUUAUUAGUGAAAGCAAAAAAAUGGAGCUGAGCUUGGAUUUAAGCUUGGUUUAUGUACCCAAAACAAUUAGUGAGUAUUUAAAAGAGGUGUCAAAGGUUAAAGAUUGCAGCUUGAAAUUAUCGAAGAUUGAAGAAUAUUUGAGUCAAUUAGAACAAGAAAUGAAAAAGAUUGAAGCUUUUCAACGUGAAUUGCCUCUUUGUAUGCUUCUUUUGAAUGAUGCUAUUGUUAAGUUGAGAGAAGAGACAAUGCAGUAUCAGAAAAUGGAAGAGAUUGUGUCUGAAAAAGAAAAUUCUUGUAGAAAUGGAGAUAGAGAAAUGGAAAAUGAUUUGAUUGAUAAAAAGAAUUGGAUGAGCUCUGUUCAGCUUUGGAUUGAUGGUGAUUCUAAGAACCAGGAUUCAAAAUCAGAAACUAAACAGAGGAGUGAAGAAGAUGAUGAUAGGUCAACUUGUGAGAACCCAGUUCAGCUGUGUAAUUACAGAAGUAAAGAAGAGGAAUUUGUGGCGUUUAAGGCAAAAUCUGGGAUUGAAAAUACUAAAAAGAUAGAGGAAAAAGAAGUUGUUUCACAAGUUACUGGACUGUCUCUUAUUACUCCAGUUUCUAAAUUGAGUUCUUGCAAUUUGAUGCCGAAAAUCAGCGGCUCUAAUCAAAUUAAGACGCAGAACAAACCCCAGCAGCAACAGAAGCAGCAGCAGCAGCAGUCUGUUAACAAGAAACGGAGGCGUUGCUGGUCACCGGAGCUUCACCGGCGCUUUGUUGAUGCCUUACAACAACUUGGUGGAUCUCAAGUGGCCACUCCUAAACAAAUAAAAGAACUCAUGCAAGUUGAUGGGCUCACUAAUGAUGAAGUUAAGAGUCACUUGCAAAAAUAUAGGCUUCAUAUCCGUAAACAUCCAGCUUCUUCUGGCGCUCAAGCAAGUUUCUUAUGGAUGACUCGAAAUGAAAACGGAGACCAUCCAUCAAAACAAAGUGUUAUGAAUUCAAAUUCUCCUGAAGGAUCGUUCCAUCAAUGUGGGACCGCCAAAGGUAUGUCUAAUACCGGAGACGAAAACAUGGAAGCAGAAGAUGAUAAUUCAUCUGCAAGCAAUAGUUGGAAAUGAGUGGUAAUUAAACUGAUUUCUAAUAUACCUGUGAAUUUUGCAGAACAAAAAUAUACAUGAGAAAUCAGAUUUUGUAAACAUGAAAUUAUAAUGUUGACACAUAUAGGACUCGAGUUCUUUUCAUUAAACUAAGAGACAAAGCGUACAUUAGAGAGAUCGGAGAUGAAUAGAUUUUGCGGAUUCAGUUUUGUCUCAACCUAGAGUUCUAUCUCUUUCUUACGGAACUGUGUUGUUCAUCACUUCAUUUUUAAACAAUUACAUUACAAAUUUGUGAUCUAUAUGGAUGGUGAAAUGAUAGAUGCUUAUUGUUAUUUGUUAA